AUGCCAACUCGGUGCAACAUAUGUAAGAAGGCUUCAGAAUCUGUUAGCCAUAUUGUUUGGCAUUUCCGUUUCGGCAAACAAAUUUGGGCUUGGGUUGCUGGCAUUUUUAAGUUACGGCCAAGUGAAGACUUGGUAGUCUCAUACAAGGCUGCCAAGGGAUGUAGUAAAAUGAUUAAGGACUUGUGGCUGGUAGCUAAUUUGGCAAUCACCACGGAAUUAUGGAAACUUCGGAAUAAGGUUUUUUUUGAAGGUGCGGUUAUCAACUGGAUGGGUUUUAAGGGCCGAGUAUAUCAGGUAAUUCGCGACAAUUUAAUUAGGUUAAAGGGGUAUAUGUUCAACACUGUUGAGAAUUUGUGUAUACUGAAUUACUUCAAAGUUCAGCAUAGAUCAUGUAAACUUUCAAUGCCAAUUGAAGUUUCUUGGUCGCCUCCUGAAGUUGGUGAAGUUAUGAUCUGCUGUGAUGGAGCUUCUUUAGGAAAUCCAGUCCAAGCUGGCGCUGGUGUUUCUUUUAGAGAUUUUAAUUCAAGGAUGCUUGGAGCAUUAUGUGUUAACCUCGGUUGGAGAUCAAACUUUUAUGCGGAAGUCUGUGCUGUCAUCUACGGCCUUAUGAUAGCAAAAAGGUGGAACGUGCCGAGAAUUUUCAUUAGGUCGGACUCGAUGAGAUGUAUCCAAGCUCUACAAAAGGGAGAAGUUCUGUGGGACUUGGCUCAAAAGUGGAGAAUGGCGCGAGAUUUUUAUAGCAAAAUUAGAUACAUUCAUAGCUAUAAAGAGGUUAAUUUUUCAGCUGAUUCUUUAGCCAAACAAGCGUGUUUGUUGGCUGAAUAUGUCUAUAAGUUUUAUGAGGGUAGGACUUUGUUCAUGCGAGCAAUUGAAUGGCCUGGUGAGGUUUAUUUCCGUUUCAAAUAG
Molecule: messenger RNA, 906 nt
Organism: Papaver somniferum (opium poppy)
Lineage: Eukaryota; Viridiplantae; Streptophyta; Magnoliopsida; Ranunculales; Papaveraceae
Exons: 1
Coding region: 1-906 (301 amino acids)
Molecular function (GO): RNA-DNA hybrid ribonuclease activity; nucleic acid binding
Source: RefSeq, a predicted model, not a curated record